GGGAGAGGCAGAGGACAAAAGCUUUUUUGACACAUUGUACCGCGCUUGUGGAUACCCGUUGUACCGCAGCGCUUUGUUUUCGUCACCCAUUUCAUGUUGGCUGCCAACAACCAAAAUUCUGACGUCUUCAGGUAGCUUUCAGCAUUACAGAGCAAGACCACUUGUGCUACAUCAUCAUGGCAUCCUUCGAUAAACCACCACAAACGACAGCGUCGGCCGUGGGCCUGCUGCGCACGCUCGCCCGCGACGAGCAGAAGAAGCUCGCCCAGCUCCGAGCGGCGGGCGGCGCCGCAGACGACAUAGCCGCCGCAGAAACGCGCGUGCGCGACCUGACGGCCAAGCUCAGCGCGGCGGCGUCGGUCGGCGGCGGCGCGGCGGCGCGCGCCAGGCAGGUCGGGGGCGACGGCACCGAGGUGCACGUCGGCGCCGCGAUGACUGACGCGGAGCUGGCGGCCGCGCGGCGCGCGCGGCCGGACGAGGCGCCAACCGGCGCGUGCGCGGCCUGCGGGGCUCAGACUGCGCGCUCGGCCCGGACGGGCCGCAUCUCGUCGUUCUUCUGCUCCGCUGCGUGCCAGAAGCGCGGCUGGCGCGCGCACCUCGAGCGCGCGCGGGCGGCGGACGCGGCGGAACGCGCGCGCCGGCGCCGCGACGUCAAGGACGCCGCGGCCGCGGCGCGCGAGGCCGAGGCAACGCGGCGGCGGGUGGAAAAAGACACCGCGUACGACAUGGACUGCCUCGGCGUGAUCCGCGGCGGAUGCGCCGCGACGGACUGCCCCGCGUACGUGCAGAAGCGGGGCGCGCCGCGGUCCGUCAGACCGCGCGCGCGCGCGGACGGGAGCAUCGAGGACGGCGUCUGGGCGUGGAACCGCGUCGACCACCUCGUGUGCGCGCGGUGCGGCGCCCCGGCGGGCGCGCACGCGGACGUCACGCAGGAGGUCGAGGCGCGGCACCGGGGACGCGUGGCGUCGAAGCCCGCGGCCUGGCCGCGGAGAAGCCUCGGCGCCGCCGCGGAUGCGCCGGUCGGGCGCGCCGGUCGCGCGGUCCAGCGGGGCGCCGCCGCGUCGGACUCUUCUGGCUCGGAGUCGGACUCCGACGCGACGGUCGAGCUGGCGGGGUAG
This is a messenger RNA of Pelagomonas calceolata, 1118 nucleotides long. Lineage: Eukaryota; Pelagophyceae; Pelagomonadales; Pelagomonadaceae. The record is from the annotation of a GenBank genome assembly.